Messenger RNA from Athene cunicularia (burrowing owl), 1027 nucleotides. RefSeq names its product zinc finger and BTB domain containing 8 opposite strand (gene TSLIG1). Gene Ontology annotation, cellular component: tRNA-splicing ligase complex. The record is from RefSeq and is a predicted model, not a curated record. NCBI's taxonomy places the organism in Eukaryota, Metazoa, Chordata, Aves, Strigiformes, Strigidae. Gene Ontology annotation, biological process: tRNA splicing, via endonucleolytic cleavage and ligation. The transcript has 6 exons. The coding region runs from base 138 to 470 and encodes 110 amino acids.
UUUUUAAAUCCAGAUUUUUAAAAUAUGUUUGGUGAUGUCAUGUCUUUUCUUUUUCCUUCUCAGAUUUGGAUCACACAGCAGAUGUGCAGCUACAUGCCUGGGGAGACACUUUGGAAGAAGCAUUUGAGCAGUGCGUCAUGGCCAUGUUUGGCUACAUGACCGAUACAGAGACCGUGGAACCUGUUGAUACAGUAGAGGUAGAGGCAGAAGGACAUGACAUGUUGUCUCUUCUCUUCCACUUCUUGGAUGAGUGGCUGUAUAAAUUCAGUGCUAAUGAGUUCUUUAUACCCAGGGAGGUGAAAGUGCUUUACAUUGACCGAAUGCAGUUCAAAAUAAGAUCAAUUGGGUGGGGAGAAGAGUUUUCUUUACCCAAACACCCUCAGGGCACAGAGGUCAAAGCCAUAACUUACUCAGCAAUGCAGAUCUGUGAAGAGGAAAAGCCAGAAGUCUUUGUCAUCAUUGAUAUUUAAAGCAAGAAAAGUGUGGUCAAGUGGAUACGUGUCAUCGGCUGGCAAAAGUCCCUUGAAAACCAUAAUCCCUGUGGAAGUAACUAAGGAAUUGGCCAAUUCAAGUCAUAAAUUGAAGGGAAUAAUUGUGAGGAAUGUCAGCCUCUGUUUUGACUUGAAGAUGGUGAGACAGAGAAAUACCUGCAUGCCAAGAAAAAAGAACUAGCUGUUGAGGAGAAAGGGUUGUAGGGGUUGAAAGUCUCUCCAGGAAUGCUGGGAGUCAGCUGUUAAGGGUGAUACAUGUGUUAGGUGCUGUACGAGCUAAAUAGAUAAAUGAGUGGAGCUGCUAGCUAAAAUACUAUCUCUUUGUAGGGUGGCAGGAGAUAAUGGUGAUCUACGUGAUUUCAUUUGGAGAUUUAAGUGUCCUAAUUUUGAAGUGACAUUCCUCCUCUAUCUUAUAUAAAAGGUCCAAAAUACCUGCAGCGGGUUGUAUUUAAUGUAGAAAAAAUUCUGACUGUUCAAAGGACACCUAGGAAAGUAUAUCAAUUAAAAACAACCAGCACACCUAGACUUUUAAAGAG